Molecule: messenger RNA, 597 nt
Organism: Ctenocephalides felis (cat flea)
Lineage: Eukaryota; Metazoa; Arthropoda; Insecta; Siphonaptera; Pulicidae
Gene: Poxn
Product: paired box pox-neuro protein
Exons: 4
Coding region: 1-597 (198 amino acids)
Biological process (GO): anatomical structure development; regulation of transcription by RNA polymerase II
Molecular function (GO): RNA polymerase II cis-regulatory region sequence-specific DNA binding; DNA-binding transcription factor activity, RNA polymerase II-specific
Source: RefSeq, a predicted model, not a curated record
AUGGCGUGGGUGUAUGGCCAGGCAGGCAUAAACCAGCUGGGAGGCGUGUUCGUCAACGGGCGCCCGUUACCCGAUUGCGUGCGACGAAGGAUCGUCGAGCUGGCGCUGAUGGGCGUCAGGCCGUGCGACAUCUCGCGGCAACUGCUCGUGUCGCACGGGUGCGUAUCGAAGAUACUGACCAGGUUCUACGAGACUGGGUCUAUCAGGCCGGGAUCCAUCGGUGGAAGCAAAACUAAGCAAGUCGCAACACCAACUGUGGUAAAGAAAAUCGUCCGAUUCAAGCAGGAUAAUCCCAGCAUGUUUGCCUGGGAAAUUCGGGAUCAGCUUCUGGCACAAAGGGUUUGUGAUCCUCAUUCAAUUCCUUCUGUCAGUUCGGUUAACCGAAUUCUGAGAAACAGUGGUUCUUGGAGUGAUCACGAUUUAGUGCUGUUGUCUUCACCUAGUGGACAAGAUGUUGGUAUGAAACGCCAAGAUUCUUCUAUCCCGAACAAGAAUUCACCUUUAUUACUCUACCAGCAAUCGCCACAAACACCCCUCGUAACAUUGGCCCCUUCACCCCAAUCCAAAACGAUUUUACAAGAACCUGGCCUGGGUUAG